Pseudoliparis swirei is the source of this 2513-nucleotide messenger RNA. RefSeq names its product CREB regulated transcription coactivator 1b (gene crtc1b). Gene Ontology annotation, molecular function: cAMP response element binding protein binding. Gene Ontology annotation, biological process: protein homotetramerization; positive regulation of transcription by RNA polymerase II. The record is from RefSeq and is a predicted model, not a curated record. Lineage: Eukaryota; Metazoa; Chordata; Actinopteri; Perciformes; Liparidae. Bases 141 to 1859 code for a protein of 572 amino acids. Gene Ontology annotation, cellular component: nucleus; cytoplasm. The transcript has 14 exons.
CUUAAGCCCACCCUGCCUCCUCCACCCUGAGGGUCCCGUCAUCCGAUGACGACACGCCAGCUGAGCGUGCGUGAUGACGUCACCGUCAGGCCGGCGCGCGCCGCGUAACGUGACAUUCCUUUGAGAAGAAGAGGGGAAAGAUGGCGUCCUCGAACAAUCCGCGAAAAUUCAGCGAGAAGAUCGCGCUGCACACCCAGAAGCAGGCGGAGGAGACGGCGGCCUUCGAGGAAGUGAUGAAGGACCUGAAUAUCAGCAGGGCCGCGCGGUUACAGAAGACCCAGUAUUUGCAGCUAGGGCAGAACCGAGGACAGAACUAUGGAGGCUCACUGCCCGAUGUCAAUCGGGUUGGAAAUGGCACCAUUGACGGGCCGUUUCAGAACUCCGUGCUGGACACCAGUCGGACCACGAGGCACCACGGGCUGGUGGAGCGAGUCUACCGCGACCGGAACCGCGUCGCCUCGCCUCACCGCCGGCCACCGGCCGGCGACAAGCACGGGCGCCAGAUGGACAGCUGUCCCUACAGCGCGGCGUACCUGUCCCCGCCGCCGGACACCAGCUGGAGAAGGACCAACUCUGACUCUGCGCUGCAUCAGAGCGCCGCCGGCGCCAAGGAGGCGUUCGCCGGCGGGUCACAGGAGCUGCAGCCCAGACGGGGGACGGAGGCUUCGGAGUCGAAUGAUGAGGACCAGCUGUGGGAUGACAAGAAGGAUGAUUCAUCGGCGCCCAACAACACGUGUGACGUCCCGGGAAUCAAUAUCUUCCCGUCUCCAGACCAGGAGCUGAACCCGUCGAUGCUCCCGGCGGCUCAUAACUCCGGCGGCUCGCUGCCCGACUUGACCAACAUCCAGUUCCCUCCUCCGCUGUCCACGCCGCUGGACCCCGAGGACGCCGUGGCCUUCCCCUCCCUCAGCAACGCCGUCAGCACGGGCAGCCUGACCACCAACCUCACGCACCUGGGCAUCAGCGCCGCCAGCCACGGGAUCCCCUCGUCCUCUCAGCUGCCCCCCGUGGUGCCGCUCACCUUGACCUCUGACCUCCAGCAGUCCCCACAGCAGCUCUCGCCCGUCAGCAUCACGCAGCCGGCGGAGCCGCUGACCCUGGAGCAGCAGCUGUCCCGGUUCCCCCUGUUCGCCCAGCUCCCGGCGCAGGCCCAGGCUCAGCUCCUCGGGGACCUCCAGAAGCAGCAGCGGGCCCUGCAGCAGGGCGUCCGGCUCGUCACGCUGCCCCCGCUGGCCUCGCCCGGUACCGCGGCCAGCGGCCCCCCAGACAGCCAGAGCCAGACCACCGCCAGCAUCGGCAUCGGCUCGGACCGCAAUCAGAGCGGCUCCCCGGCCACUCAGUCUCCCACCUCCCCCGUCUCCAACCAAGGCUCCUCCCCCGGAGGCUCGCCUCAGCACAUAUCCGUGGUGGGCAGCAUCUUCGGCGACUCCUUCUACGACCAGCAGAUGGCGUUGAGGCAGACCAACGCUCUCUCUAACCAGCUGGAGCAGUUCAACAUGAUGGAGAACCCCAGCAGCAGCAGCAGCAGCCUGCUGUACAGCCAGAGCUCCACCCUCAACUACACGCAGGCCGCCAUGAUGGGGCUGACGGGGAGCGGUAACCUGGGCUACGGUAACCACGGCAACAUCCCCAACAUCAUCCUCACGGUCACAGGGGAGUCUCCGCCCAGCCUCUCCAAAGAGUUGUCCGCCUCUCUGUCCGGCGUGGGGGACGUGGGCUUCGACUCUGACUCUCAGUUCCCGCUGGACGAGCUGAAGAUCGACCCGCUGACCCUGGACGGGCUGCACAUGCUCGACGACCCCGACAUGGUGCUCGCCGACCCCGCCACCGAGGACACGUUCCGGAUGGACCGGCUGUGACGGUGAGGCCGAGCGCGGCCGAGACAAACCCACCCGGUCGAGGACGGAGAGCCGGAGAGACGACGCUCUCGCCCGCUGCAUAGCCGCCCGGCCGCCUGACCCCGUGACCUUUGAGGCGACGGCGGGGGAGGAGACGGCGGCGCUCGCCGUGGAAUGGCCUCGUUUUGAAUGACUUCGCCUGCUGCUGUGUUCACAUCGCGUCACGACGGCUCCUUUUCUCCUCGUGUCCUGUAAUAUGAGUUAGUUGAUGUUUGCCGGGAGCAGGAAGCAGCCUGGACGGAGAGCUAGCGGCUAUGCUAACGGCCACGCUAACGGAAGAAGAAGAAGAACAUCAGGUUGACUUUGACCUGCUCGCCGGUCCCAUCGUUUCUAUUUCACACUCAAAGCUUUAUUUUUAUUGUUGACAACCAAAUGUGACGUCAUCAGGUCCUGAGCGCUCUGAUGCUUUCUGUGUUUACAUGUUUAUUUAUUAAGUUAAAGAUUUUAUAUUCCAUUUCAUGAUUUAACUUUGAUGCCAAAAUGCUCUCUGUAGGCCUCGUGUUGACUUGCACUGAUGUAACGUGUGUGUAUUUAUUUAUUCCCAACCUGUUUCUGUGUGUGGAGCUGCUUCCUGACGGAGGCUCCUCCCACAGCGGCUCUGUGUUGUCACGGUGG